Messenger RNA from Procambarus clarkii (red swamp crayfish), 296 nucleotides. NCBI's taxonomy places the organism in Eukaryota, Metazoa, Arthropoda, Malacostraca, Decapoda, Cambaridae. The record is from RefSeq and is a predicted model, not a curated record.
AUGAGUGAUGAAUGUUUCCUCUCCACAGUAUGGCAGUUGGCUCUGACGGACUCACCGCCUACCAAAGGAAGAUGAAUUCUCAGGAGAAGUGCAACAACUUCAUGCGCCAGUUCAGGGAUGAUGAGUCACGGGAACUCAAGAAACUCACCGCCAACCAAUUCAUGGAAGUCUGGAGCCACUACGACGCCGACGGUAAUGGCUACAUUGAGGGCUCUGAACUGGAUGGCUUUCUCAAGGAGUUUGUUUCCUCUGUUAACGCUAACGAUGCUGGUCCAGAGGUUCGUGUCUGUCUGUCU